Paramuricea clavata is the source of this 302-nucleotide messenger RNA. The record is from the annotation of a GenBank genome assembly. NCBI's taxonomy places the organism in Eukaryota, Metazoa, Cnidaria, Anthozoa, Malacalcyonacea, Plexauridae.
AUGUCAUGUGACGAAGUCCUGAUUUCUCUCCAAAUCAUCAGCGGAUCGGUGGCUAUCGAUCAAGAUUCGCCGAAGUCUGAAAAACCUCGAUUGCCAAAGAUCGAAUUCAGAUCCUUCGAAACUGGAAAAGGCAAUCCAAAACUUUGGUUUGAACAGCUUGAGAUAGUGUUCAAGACCAUGGCGGUGACUUCUACUGACCAGAAAUUCGCCGGUCUACUCAGACUGUUGGAUGAAACGACCUCUUCACUGCUGGCAGCGAUCACCCGAUCCAAAUCUGAUCAUGCCUAUGAAGAAUCGAAAAC